This is a messenger RNA of Triplophysa rosa, 7518 nucleotides long. RefSeq names its product A disintegrin and metalloproteinase with thrombospondin motifs 20. The transcript is spliced from 37 exons. Gene Ontology annotation, cellular component: extracellular matrix. Bases 199 to 5742 code for a protein of 1847 amino acids. NCBI's taxonomy places the organism in Eukaryota, Metazoa, Chordata, Actinopteri, Cypriniformes, Nemacheilidae. Gene Ontology annotation, molecular function: zinc ion binding; metalloendopeptidase activity. Gene Ontology annotation, biological process: extracellular matrix organization; proteolysis. The record is from RefSeq and is a predicted model, not a curated record.
AGCACACACACAAACGCACACACAUUGAGUGUGUGAGAGAAAGAGAGAGAGUUGAGUUCGCCGCCGGGUUUCCGUGCGCGGAAUGAGUGAACCGGAGCGCAUGUGCACGGAUGUUUUAACGGUAUGACGGCGGGUCUCUGGAGCUGUAGCUGAAGGAUCAGAGCCGGAGAGAGAGAGAGAGAGAGAGAGAGAGAGAUCAUGCGGGGUCCUGCGCUCCGGCUGCUGGGACUCGUGUGGCACCUCUCCGCGCUUUUACGCAUCGCGCACCCGCACAAACUGCACCCCAAACAAGAGAGCUUCAUUGGCCAGCUGUCAGCGUAUGAGAUCAUCACACCGGUGCGACUGAAUGAGUUUGGAGAGUCCUUCCCGCACCGGCUGCACUACCGCAGGAGGAAGCGCAGCUCUGACGCCCAGCUCUCAGGUGUGAGGGCUCAGUACCGCAUCCAGGCGUUCGGUCAGAGCUUUCAUCUCAACCUCACGGCUGAUUCUGGAUUUAUCGCUCCGUCCUACACGGUGGAUCAUCUGGGAGAAGAAGAGCAUCGGGACGCAGACCUUCGACACUGUUUCUUUAAAGGACACGUGAACGCUCAACAGGAACAUCGGGCCGUCUUCAGUCUGUGCGCUGGACUCGCGGGUACGUUCACCACACGCAGCGGUCAGUUCUUCCUCGAGCCCCUGAUGAGCGCUGACGGAGAAUAUGAGGACGAACAUAACAAACCUCACCUCAUCUACAAACACGACGCGCACAGGAAGUCACCUGAUGUGCACAGGAAGUCACCUGAUGUGCACAGGAAGUCACCUGACGCGCAGCCAUGCACGACCUCAGAACAUCAUGCCAGCACACGCGUCAGUCUCCAUAGCAACAGAACUCUCAAAGAGGAAGUGACAUCGUUACAGGAAACCCUUCACAAGCGCACCGCCCACUCCAAAGAUGAUCCCAGCGAUGCUCAUUCCCGUAAGAAACGCUUCCUGUCGUACCCGCGCUUCGUUGAGCUGAUGGUGACGGCCGAUGUGAAGAUGGUGAGACAUCACGGACGGAACCUGGAGCACUACAUACUCACUAUCAUGUCCGUAGUUGCUGCGAUCUACCGAGACCCCAGUGUGGGAAACCUCAUAAACAUCAUGAUUGUCAAACUCAUCGUCAUACACAACGAGCAGGAAGGGCCGAACGUAAGCUUCUACGCCACCUCGACGCUGCAUAACUUCUGCGUCUGGCAACAGAGUCACAACGCUUUAGACGACGGUCACCCCGACCACCACGACACCGCACUUCUCAUAACCAGGGAGGACAUCUGCCGAGCGAAAGACAAGUGCGACACGUUAGGUCUGGCGGAGUUGGGGACGAUGUGUGACCCCUACCGCAGCUGCUCCAUCAGCGAGGAGAACGGACUGAGCGCAUCCUUCACCAUCGCUCAUGAACUCGGUCACGUGUUCAACAUGCCUCAUGAUGACAGUCCGAAGUGUCGUGAGUCUGGUGUCAAGCAUCAGUAUCACGUCAUGGCUCCGACGCUCAACUACGACACCAGUCCGUGGUCCUGGUCCACAUGCAGCCGCAAACACAUCACUGAUUUCCUCGAUACGGGUUAUGGUGAAUGUCUCUUGGACGAGCCUCCGGGCAGAACGUAUAAUCUUCCCGCUCAGCUCCCGGGUCAACUCUACGACGCCAACCGACAGUGUGAACUCAUGUUCGGCCCCGGAUCACAAGUCUGUCCGUUUAUGAAACAGUGCAAGCGUCUGUGGUGCACCAGCGCGGAGGGAGAUCACAAAGGCUGUCGUACACAGCACAUGCCCCUCGCGGACGGAUCUGACUGCGGUUAUGGGAUGUAUUGCAGGCAUGGGAUGUGUGUGAAUAAGGAAGUGGAUAUGAAGCCUGUUCAUGGUGAGUGGGGUCCGUGGGGUCCGUACAGUGUUUGUUCCAGAACCUGUGGAGGAGGAACACGCAGCACAACCAGAGACUGCAAUAAACCUGAGCCGAGAAACGGAGGUGGUUUUUGUGUGGGUCGCCGGAUGAAGUUUCGCUCGUGCAACACAGACCCGUGUCCUCGAGGACAGAGAGACUUCAGAGAGGAACAGUGUGCACACUUCGACGGGAAGCACUUCAACAUCAACGGCCUGCCACCGUCUGUGCGCUGGGUGCCUAAAUACAGCGGCAUUCUGAUGAAGGACCGAUGCAAGCUCUUCUGUCGUGUUGCCGGGACGAUGGCGUACUAUCAGCUGAGGGAUCGAGUCGUAGACGGAACGCCGUGUGGACCGGACACAUACGACAUCUGUGUUCAAGGCCUCUGUCGGCAAGCAGGUUGCGAUCACAUUUUAAACUCCAAGGCCAGAAAUGAUAAAUGUGGUGUUUGUGGUGGUGAUAAUUCCUCCUGUAAGACGCUGGCGGGAACCUUCAACAACGCACAGUAUGGUUAUAAUGUUGUGGUUCGGAUUCCUGCCGGGGCGACGAACAUUGACAUUAAGCAGGUCAGCUACUCGGGGUCACCAGAUGAUGAUAACUACCUCGCUCUGUCUGACGGACACUCCAACUUUCUUCUCAAUGGGAAUUUCGUGGUGUCCAUGUUUAAAAGGGAAAUGACGUUUAAAGGAGCUGAAAUCGAGUACAGCGGCUCAAACACGACGGUGGAGCGCAUCAACUGCACACAACGCAUCGAGGACGAGCUCGUGCUACAGGUUUUGUGUGUGGGAAAUCUGUACAAUCCAGACGUGAGAUAUUCCUUCAGCGUUCCUGUUGAAACCGAGCGAGAAGCGUUUGUGUGGGACGCGUCCGGUCCCUGGCAGGAGUGCACUCGCAUGUGUCAGGGAGAGCGUCGUCGGAAGGCCGUGUGUGUUCGUAAGAGUGAUCAUUUAGUGGUUUCUGAGCAGAGGUGUGAGUAUCUGCCUCGACCCCGCGGCACAACAGAGUCCUGUAACGCACACUGUGAACUCAGGUGGCAUAUAGCGGGCAGGAGCGAUUGUUCCAGUAAGUGUGGCCCCGGGCACCGUACGCUAGACGUGUUGUGUAUGCGCUACAGUCAGAACAAGAGGCAGAGUGAGCGUGUGGAGGGCAGAGCCUGCGCAGAUCUGCCCAAACACCAGAGCAGAGAGGUUUGUCAUGGAGACUGUCUGCUGAAGAGCUGGCAGUACAGCGCCUGGGCUCAGUGCUCCAGAACCUGUGGUCAAGGCGUCAGGUCACGACAGGCCUUCUGUAUGAAUAAUCUGGGCCGCAGGCUGGUGGACAGAGAGUGUCAUGAACAGCAGAGGAUUCUCACAGAACCCUGUAAUGAUGUGUCAUGUCCUGAUUGGUCCACAGGAAAGUGGAGUGAGUGUUUAGUGACCUGUGGUAAAGGUGUCAGACACAGGCAGGUGCUUUGCAUUCUGGGAGAUGAGAAAGUAAGCGAGGAGCGCUGUGAUGUCAGCACUAAACCGUCAUCUGUGGACAGCUGUGACCUUUCAGAAUGUGCGUCCUGGCAGGUCGGAGUCUGGAGUCCGUGUACAGUGAGCUGUGGGCAGGGAUAUCAGAUGAGAGCCGUCCGGUGUGUGUCAGGAGAUUAUCCACAGACGCUGGACGAUAGAGAGUGUAACGCAGCCACCAGACCCCGAGACAGCCAGGACUGUGAGAUGUCAGCUUGUCCUCGCACAGCAUCGGUUUUAAACACACCUGCACCAGCAGAAGCCAGUCACAUAGAAACACAGUGGAGAUACGGCUCAUGGACCACAUGCUCAGUGUCGUGCGGUGAAGGUCGGAGAGGACGUUACGUCAGCUGUAGAGAUGCUCAGGGGGGCGUCGCCGAUGAGUCUAACUGCGCUCACCUGCCACGCCCCCCUGACUCCUCAAGCUGCUUCAGCCCCUGCGGCCAAUGGAGAGACAGCGAGUGGUCCUCGUGUUCAGUGACGUGCGGUGUGGGUCGCUCCACGAGACGGGCGGUGUGUAUGAACUAUCAUCAUCAGGUGGACGAGUCUUUCUGUCACCCGGAUGACAAGCCCAACACCGAGCAGGAGUGUGCCGUCGCCCCCUGUCAAUCAUCCUAUCAGUGGCCCAAUAACCAGCCGUAUUUGCCCCGCGACCCCGGCAGUCACCCCGGACAUCACAGCUGGAACGUCCCAUCAGCCGACAACCAGUGGAGGACGGGACCCUGGGGAGCGUGUUCCAGCACGUGUGACGGGGGCUUUCAGAGGAGGGUGGUGGUCUGUCAGGACGCAGACGGACGCAGCACAAAUUACUGCGACGAGAGACUCAAACCCAGCCAAUCAAAGAACUGCAACUCUGGACCCUGUCCACACUGGAACUACGGCGUCUGGGGAGAGUGCACACAGUCGUGCGGCGGCGGUCAGCGGACGAGGCUGGUGGUGUGUCAGCUUCCGAGCGGUCAGAGGUUAACUGAACACAACUGUGAUGUGCUGGUCAAACCACCUGAUGGGGAGCCGUGUAACACCAGGUCCUGCCCUGGCACCGCUUCCUGGCACAGACAAGCAUGGCAGCCGUGCUCCGUGUCGUGUGGCAAAGGAGUGAAAGAGAGAGAGAUGAUGUGCGUUGAUCAGAACCAAACCCAGAUCGAUGAUGAGAGCUGUGUUCAUCUGAAGAGACCCAGAACACAGAAGACCUGUCGAGCCGGACCCUGUCCCACCUGGACCACCAGUCAGUGGGGAGCGUGUAACGUGAGCUGUGGACAGGGUGUGAGGUUCAGACCGGUCUUCUGUGUGGACAGAGACAUGAAUGUGGUUUCUGACCGUUUGUGUGACGCUUCUAAGCAACCGGACACACACGCGAGCUGUCACAGCGCCCCCUGUCAGCACAUGUGGAUCACUACACACUGGAGUCAGUGUUCGGUGUCGUGUGGUUUUGGACUUCAGCGUCGGGAGGUCUUGUGUUCUGUCGUGCCCUUUGACCUCACUCGGGGCUCUUUCAGUGCACAGUGGUAUUCUCAGACGUCUGAAUGUCGUGACCCCCCGCCGGCCGACACGCGGCCCUGUCAGGUCUCCGUGUGUCCGUCAGCUGUGUACUGGAAGCUGGGCCCGUGGAGCGAGUGCUCUCAGACGUGUGGAGCUGGAGUGAUGGAGAGGAGGGUGGAGUGUGUGAACGCUGAUGAUGUCACAUCUCACGCGUGUUCACCGUCCACACGGCCCGAGGCUCACGCUACCUGCAGACCGACAGACUGUGAACUUCACACGAGCUGCAGAGAGCUCCAGAUGAAGGGAGGCAUCAGGAAAGAUGGAGAACAUUUUCUUCAAGUCAGAUCUAAAAUCCUUCAGAUUUACUGUGAUGAAAUGCACACCAGCCACCCGAAAGAGUACGUGACCCUGCGCAGCCGCCAAACAGACAAUUACUCCGAGAUCUAUGGGUACAGGCUUCAGAACCCGUUUGAAUGUCCGUAUAACGGCAGCAGGACACAAGACUGCGUCUGCAGGAAGGAUUAUUCUGCCGCCGGUUACACCGUCUUCCAGAGAGUGCGUCUGGACCUUUCAAUGAUGCGUGUCAUCACGACUGAUGUGAAGUUCAGUCGGACACUGUUCGGUCGCUCCGUCCCGUUUGCUUCCGCUGGAGAUUGUUACAGCGCUGCUAAAUGUCCUCAGGGUCAGUUUAGCAUUAAUCUGGCCGGCACAGGGUUAAAGGUCGCAGGUGCCACGAAAUGGGUUUCUCAGGGCAACUACGUGACACUGAAGGUUCAUCGAUCACAGGACGGCAGCAGAAUCUACGGCCGCUGCGGAGGUUUCUGUGGUAAAUGUCUCCCUCAUCCUCACACCGGUCUUCUCGUCCACCUUUAGUCAGUCUGUCCUCCAGAUCAUGUCACUGAAACUGUGAGUCUGCGAGAAGAACAGGGCUGCAGGAUGAAUUCAGACUGCAAGGGAUUGUGGGUCAAAUAUUUGUUGUGUUUACGUUGGCCUGAGCCGUGUUUGGUUUCAUCAGGCAACAUUCAGAAAACUGUUUUGUUGGGGCGUGAACUCUCACAAACUGCUCCACGGGAAUACCGCGGUACCGAGUAAUAACCGAAUUCACAUACCUGCCGCUGAUUUGUAGAUUAAGUACAACGUUUAUUCAACAUGAUGAAAAACUAAACUACUGAAGACGUUUGUCCCACACGGACAAAAAAGAUCUGAUGAGAGAUUUUCAGAGAAGAUCUGAUGUUACGGCAGACAGCUCGACAUGAGCGUGUAAAUACUCAAAUGUGUAUAUUUGCAUAUCGUAACAGAGUCGGAUCUGAAAACAGACGCUCAGAGACACAGACGUCUCUAAUGAAAAUUCAUUUCUCUUUCUCAGAUUCGUUUUACUACAAAUACCCUGGUAAAACUGUAGUACGCAUGUACUGUAGUAAAGCUAUGGUGCUAAAAACAAACACAACGAUAGCAGAUGCUUCUCGCUCACUAAACUGAUUUAAAGAAAUAACAAGAAUCACUAACAUGACAGCUGAAACCACACGAAGGUUUUACUGGUUUUAGGAAAACCCCUGACGGAGACCAGUUAAGACCAGUCCAGUAGUUUUUGUUUGUUCGAUGUUUUUCUCAGCAUGAUAAUAUCGCUCGUGUAGAAUAUCGUAAACCGCCCCACUUCAUGAUGUUCGGAUGAGCAUCACGUCGGUUUUGUUGGAAGGGAAGAUGAUCGUAUUCUACCUCUCAUGUUCGUGUGUUUGAUUUGUUGAUUUACGUUUAACAGUAUUUAUUCUUUAGGGAAAUGAGCAUACAUGAUAUUCUUAUAACACUUAGAAUCUAUGAAGAGCGUAACGGUGCUAUUUGGAUGUCAUGCUGGAAUGACUUGUUUUUAACAAAUGUACCUUCCUGUAAAUACGUAUCUGAAUGUUUGUUUUUAGCACGUGUAAUGUAUUGUACAUCAUAUUUUAACCAAUCAGAUAUCUCCAAAUGUCUUCCUGAUUACUCUUGGGUUUAUAUUUGCGGCCAAAGUAUCCACAUGUUUACUGUACGAUCAUAUACAGUAUAACCUGAAGAUGAUUGACAGAUGACGAGCAGCUAACGACAAACCUUUGACUAUCAUUGUGUUGAUAGACGACUGAACUAUGAGCUCUGUAUCAGAAAUAAACUGAACACACAUAUAUAUAUAUAUAUAUAGAAAUAUAAAUGCACUGUGUGCCGGGAAUCACGUGAUGUUUGUAUAUUAACAGUGAAUGUUUAUAUUUUAAUAUUCUUACUUGAAGUGCAAAGAUUGAGUGGUUUUGCAUCUUGGUGGAGUUAAAAACAGAAUCCACAUAUUAUCCAAAGAUAUUUUAUUUAGAGCUAUUUACUCAUGAUGUAGUGUUUUUAUAAGAAAUCAUGAUCGGUGGUGCUACAAUUAUAAACAAAUGAAUGUCAUUAAAGUUUCGCAUGUGUUACACAGUGCUGAACUAGCUUGAUCACUGAAUGAUAAUAAAAUGAUGGGAUGAUGUUUAUUUUGCUUUGUUUGGACAUUUUCCCCAAAAAACAUUUCAUGUGAAAUGAUGUUGCUCGUUUUGAUUUUUUUUCUGAGUUUUCAAGUGCAAGAAUUUCCACAGUUAUUUCAUUUUGACAGCUGAGGACAAUACACACAGUUUAAUAUGUUCGUAUGCGCAGCGU